Tilletiaria anomala UBC 951 is the source of this 734-nucleotide messenger RNA. RefSeq lists its product as uncharacterized. The transcript has 2 exons. The coding region runs from base 252 to 635 and encodes 127 amino acids. The record is from RefSeq and is a predicted model, not a curated record. Lineage: Eukaryota; Fungi; Basidiomycota; Exobasidiomycetes; Georgefischeriales; Tilletiariaceae.
CCUACUGCCGUGGUCCGAGUUUCAACGCUGGGCUACUUGUCACAAGAAGUACAAGGUUACGUUCCUAUCCACCGUUUGAUCUCUCAGCUCGUGCUGCCUUAAGUGCGUGGAUCGAGAACUCCGAGUGUCUUCGAUUGACGUGCACACGCAUACGUUGCAUGGCACGCAAGGCGCACUCUUCGGCCACAGAGUGACAAUCAACCUCAAGAGCAGCGUUCGAUUCGAAAGGCCUAAAAUCAGCCUUUUUCGCAAUGGACGACCUAGUCCAUCAGCUAUUGGACGCUUUCAUUCCACGGCCCGUCUUUUACAUCUUAGCACGCUUCUCCAACUUGAUCUAUCGCCUGUUUUUCGGCCUGUACAAUGAUCCAACGUCGUGGAAAUCGACGCUGCUGCCGCCGUUGAUCGCCCUGCUCGCCGGCUACUUAGCGCUUCUUACAGUAUAUCGAACGGUUCAGUCUACCGCACGGCUGGUGUGGUGGUCCGUAAAAUGGGGCGUCAUACUCGGCGCAGUCUUCGGUGGCUACGCAUGGUGGACAAGUGAGGCUGGUACUAUCAACAGCACAGGCCAGCCUUCAUCUGGCUUCUGGAGCGGAGUCGGCAGCGUUGCAAACGGAGCCGCGAGAGGUGAGUGCUGAGCAGCUUAGGAGGCUUGAUCUUCCCCACUUAAGGCGUAUCGGUCGGAAGCCGAUGAACAUUGUCCAUUCUUGUCCUUAUUCUUUCCCUUUCACUGCUCU